This is a messenger RNA of Malania oleifera, 1171 nucleotides long. RefSeq names its product L10-interacting MYB domain-containing protein-like. The coding region runs from base 35 to 931 and encodes 298 amino acids. The record is from RefSeq and is a predicted model, not a curated record. Lineage: Eukaryota; Viridiplantae; Streptophyta; Magnoliopsida; Santalales; Ximeniaceae. The transcript has 3 exons.
AAUUGGUCUCAGUUGUUGCUCAAAACUUGAACCUAUGACUGUUAAACGGAAUGGAGGAGAUAAAGAUGACUUUGAGCCUGAUCCUGCAACUUGGACAGCCUUGGAAGAGAAAAUUUUUAUUCAGUUAAUGGUCAAAGAGGUUCACAAAGGAAAUCGAUCCACUACAACGUUUUCAAGAAAAGGUUGGAAACACAUAGAGCAAGAGUUCGUUGAGAAAACUAGGAAGAGGUACAACAAUUCUCAAUUCAGAAACAAGUUUAACCAAUUGAGAACCCGUUUUCAUGAUUUUAGUAAACUGUUAAAAGAACCUGGAGUUAGUUACGACUCUCUGCUGAAUACAAUAUGUGCAAGUGAGAAUGUAUGGGAAUCAUGCAUAAAGGCAAAUAAAGGUGCAAAGAGAUUCCGCAAGAAAGGAUGCCCCAUGUACAUUGAGUUGGGAAUCAUAUUUGGUGACCCUGCAGCAAAAUUCAAAUAUGCAUCCCCAUUAGCUUUGUAUUCUAUGGAUGAUGAAGACAAAUUAGAAAUGGAAGAUGCAUCAACAAAUGCUACCCCAUCCGCUUUCCAGUGUAAGAGCAGCGAUGCUAAAGAUUAUCCCUCGCAAAGUGUGCGGCGACGGCGGGAACGAUCUCCCACUCCAACAAGCCAUGUUCAGGGAAAGAGGGAAGCAAGGACAACAGAGACAGGUGAAACUUUGAAGGAAUGGGCUGAAGUUACAAACACGAGGACCCCGACCUUGAGCAACCUUGAGGCAUCUCCCCAGUCCAGCACAUUUUCAAUUACCAAUUGUGUCAAGUGUUUGGAAUCUAUUGAAGGUGUGGAUGGGAACACAUACGUAAAGGCAAUUAAGAUGUUCAAAGAUGUAGAUUGGAGGGAGAUGUUUAUGGCAAUGUCUGAGGAGAGAAAAUUGGUUUGGUUAGCUAGCUUAGAGUGACAUUGCCUGCUGUGAUGUCUUGAGGCCACCCCUUUUCUUUUUUCUUUUUCUUUUUUUUAAUUAGAUUCAUUUGGAACAGGUUCACGAUAUGAUCUCCCAUUUUUGGGACCAGUUUUAGUUAUGCUGGUUUGUUGUACGUGUAGUUGCCUAUAUUGUAGGAAGCUGCUAGGUUGUCCAUAGUAGAUGCAUACUAAAAUUUAACUUGACAAAGCCAUUUUUCUCGUUUGAGCUUUUGCCAUU